CAGCAGGAACAGAAGUUUGAAGUGUUUUGACGCAUGCGCAGUUUAGGCUGUUUGUCCUGUUUCGCUGGUUGACUUUUACCUGUCAGCUCGGAACCGACUUUCUCAUUCCCAUGUGGGGCUUUUUAAAGCGUGUCGACCCGCUGCUUGGGGUUCCGAUACCGGCCCAGAUGCCGUGUGAGACUUUCCUCCACCCUCCCAGGAGCGUGUGACUCAGGGGUCCCCACUGCGGAGCGUCCAAGGCGGGAUUGUAAUCAUUGGAGUAUCGGUGCGGUAAGCAGGCAAGCAGGCAGCAGGUGCACCCGUGCGGAAGGAGAAGGAGGGCGGCCCACGGAGAGGAAAUCAACUGGUUGGCUUCUCCCAUUAGCAUGCGUGUCGAGUCCUAGCGUCCAGCCUGAUAAGUCUUUCCUCGCCUGCCGACACACUCGCUCCUCGCCACGGGGAAAGGAGCUGGCGGGAGUCGGGACCACCCCCCUCUCCAGCUUCCGACGAAGAGAAAAAAAUGAUGGGCUUUUUGCGCCGGACCUUCAGCCGCCGCUCAAGAAGCCGUUUCCAGGUGAGAGAGGGAGACGAGCGGGACGGUAAGGGAGGCGGAGGGGCGGCCGGCGGGAACCCCCUGCUCAUGGCCCACCAGCAGCAGGUAGUCCAUGCACCGGCUGUGGUUUCCGGGGGAGCGGCGGUUCAUAUCCCGGCUGGUGGGACGGCCAGGACGACUAUCACCUGCCGGGUUUUGCUGCUGGACGGCUCGGAUGUCAGCGUGGAUUUGCCUAGCAAAUGCAAAGGCCAGGACCUUUUUGACCAAAUCAUGUAUCACAUAGAUCUGGUGGAGGCGGACUACUUUGGCCUACAAUAUAUGGACACAGACCAAGUUUCGCACUGGCUGGAUAUGUCCAAGCAGAUCAAGAAACAGAUCAAAGAUGGUCCGCCUUUCCGACUGUUCUUCCGAGUGAAAUUUUACUCCUCCGAGCCAAAUAACCUACGUGAGGAAUUCACAAGGUAUCUGUUUGUGCUGCAGCUUCGACAAGACAUUCUGUCUGGCAAACUAAAAUGUCCGUAUGAUGUCUCAGUUGAGCUGGCUGCAUACUGUUUGCAAAGUGAGCUAGGAGACUGCGAUGCCUUGGACCAUUCUCCCGAGCUGGUGUCGGAAUUCCGCUUCACUCCGAAACAAAGCGAGGCAAUGGAGGCGGACAUCUUCAGCAGGUGGUUGGAUCUCAGGGGAAAAAGUCCUUCCCAAGCUGAAAUCUCCUUCCUCAACAAAUGCAAGUGGCUGGAGCUUUAUGGUGUAGAUAUGCACUUUGUAAAGGGUAGAGAUGGUGGUGAUUACGCACUUGGUCUCACUCCCACUGGCAUCCUGGUGUUUGAAGGUUCCAACAAAAUUGGCCUCUUUUUCUGGCCCAAGAUUACUCGUCUGGAUUUCAAAAAGAGCCGACUGACGUUGGUGGUGGUGGAGGAUGAUGAUCAGGGCCACGAGCAGGAGCACACCUUCGUGUUCCAGCUGGCCAGCGCCAAGAGCUGCAAACACGUGUGGAAGUGCGCUGUGGAGAGCCACGCCUUCUUCCGGCUACGCCAACCAGCCACAGGCAAGACCAGCCACAGUGACUUCACGCGACUUGGCUCCCGCUUUAGAUUCAGUGGGAAAACCGAGUACCAGGCCACUCACAGCAGCCGACUGAGGCGAGCCAACACAUUUGAGAGAAGGCCAAGCAAACGCUACCCCUCCCGCACGCAGUCACUGGGCAAAGUUGCUGCAAUCUCCCCUGCCAAGCCUCCUCACAUCAGCCCUGAUCCCAGCCUACAUGCAUGCCAGCACAAAAUCCCGAUGGUGGGUCACGAGGCGUGGCACCCGACUGCCCACCCCUCCUUCGCACCCUCCGUUUACCUGCACCCCUCUGGGCACACAACACCGUACAGCUUCCCUCCGAGUGGCCCCCACUCUGACCAUCAGCUCAACAUGGAACAGAAAGAGACGUUGUAUUCUGGAAAGGUCCAUCACCGCCACCGUCGCCACACGCACAGCCAGGACACACUUUACCACAGACACAACAAAAUCAAAUGUCAAGCUUCGCCCUGCCCAGGAGAGGACUUGGACGUGUCUCCAUGUCAUCGCAAGGCUGUGGAGUCGGACAGCGAAUGUCCUCCGUGGCCUUCACUGCGCAUCAACAUGGACGACAAAGGAGAAGAGAAGCGCCUCUCGGAAAAGUCUCUCCAUCCUCCCGCCUCCUCUUCCUCCCCGGCUUUGCUUCCCGACCAGCUGAAAUGUAACAUUCUCAAGGCUCAGAUGGAAGCAGCGUUCAGGAAGGAAGCUUCAUCAAGUCUGAGAGGGAAGAACGUCAACAUGCCUCUCAAGGACAGGUAUCAGAAUUCCUCUCAAGACUCGCUGGUAUCCACUUUGCCUGCAGAGAAACUGUCCCUCAGACCAGACGUCCAAUUCAGCACAGGCACCAACCGCAGGAAACGUCUGGUCAGACAGUUCAGCUUUGUGUCUCUCUCUUUCUUUCUCCCCCUCUGGAUUAGUAACCAUGAAGAUGAAGACGACCUUCCUGAAGCUCUUGCAGCCAUGUCCUGUGAGAGCACAGCCAAGUCAGGCUCCAGCAGCUCGCUGGACAAACAAAUACAGCCGUCUAUUUACCCACAGGUGGACACUGUGCCAACUGUGAAGGGUGGUAGUCCAUGCUGUGUGUCCCCUUUGCCAUCUCCCCACCUCUCUCCUUCCUGCUACUGUAGUCCCCUCCCUCACCUGGUCCCUUACCUUGCAGCCCAUCACGCCAGUGGAGAAGAACUGCGUGUGGACAGAGAAAAGCUACUGAGAGCCCUCCUGAUCACUGAGCUCUGAGACCAUGACCUUUGACCCCCGCCAGGAACGACCCAAAAGCGUUGGCUGAGCUCAACAUUUGCGAAUAUUUCUUCGCACAAAUGAUAUUUGCUUCAAAGUGUUCCUUCUUCUCUGCGCUUUCUGUCCAAACUCACUGCAGGCAUGUCUGAAGUGUGGCCCCUGCCACCAUUUUCAGCCCGCAGCUGGUUUUCUGUUGGCGUUAGGCAUAUUGUAAUAAUCAAAUGACUUGAUUAUUAAUAAAACGUUACAAAUGACAGUAUUUAGCUGUAAGAAAAAGUUAAGAUGUUAGCAUCGACGGAUUGCUUUAAACAUCUUUAAUGUACAAAAUGUAUCAAAAUGCUUUAACGUGUUAAAGGUUUGGACACUAAUAAAAUGGACUUCAAGCUGCAGAUGCUGCAUGCUUGAUAUUAUUAUAUAAUAUAAAUAUAUGUAUUUAUUCUUUAUACAGUACAGCCUGCUGUAUGCUGGCUGAUUGUUGUUAUUUUCAGCUCUUCAGGAGUUACGACUUGAAUGUAUCAAACUUAAAAGAUCUUUUAAAAGAGACUGAUCCAAUUCUAACUAAUGCAGUGUUUGUCCACACAUUGGGACGCCACUACACUACAAGAAGUGAAAAUAAAAUAAAAGGCAGGCGCUUUCUUUCGCAGCUAUAACAUCAAAAUGUGAGCUUUCUGUCUUCACUGCAACUCAUCGCUGGUGUUCCUCCACACCGCACUCAUCUGAGCAUGCUUUUAUGCACAUUGCUUUGUGCACUGCUGCACCAAAACAAUAAUUCAUAACUCUUUUACAAAUAUACAAUUCAGGGAUUUAAUGUUUGCUAUUGUUGUUGUUGUUUGUACUCGUAUGUGCAUGCUUCUUUAGACUUUCAUUCAUUUUACUGUCAAGUUUCUUUUUCUAUUGGGGACAUUUUAUUCUGCCCAUAAAUGUAUUGUAAACACAUUGCCACCAUUUUUCAAUUAUUAUCAGAUGUUUAUUGUUUUUAUUGUAUUGUUCAAGAUUGAACAACUUGCAAAAUAAUACAUUUACAAUUGAUUAUACAUGAAAUAUACUGUUAUUCAUUGAUUGUAUUCAUCCAUCCAUUUUCUACUGCUUAUUCCCUUUUGGGGUCGCGGGGGGCGCUCGCGCCUAUCUCAGCAACAAUCGGGCGGAAGGCGGGGUACACCCUGGACAAGUUUCCACCUCAUCGCAGGGCCAACACAGAUAGACAGACAACAUUCACACACUAGGGACCAUUUUAGUGUUGCCAAUCAACCUAUCCCCAGGUGCAUGUUUUUGGAAGUGGGAGGAAGCCGGAGUACCCGGAGGGAACCCACGCAUUCACGGGGAGAACAUGCAAACUCCACACAGAAAUAUCCUGAGCCUGGAUUUGAACCCAGGACUGCAGGACCUUCGUAUUGUGAGGCAGACGAACUAACCCCUCUCCCACCUACAAGUACAACCCAUUUAUCAUUUAUUCUUUUAAUUAUCAUUGGGUUUUCAAGCUGCUGUCUAAAAGUGUCCACUAGAUGGCAACAAAUUGUGUGAAGUGUGGCAGCAGACGAUAUUACGUCGCACAACACCUGCAAGUGAAGAAGUCACGCCUAUUAUUGCACGUGUAAAGUUUGAAGCUGACUUUUGAUUGAUUGAAACUUUUAUUAGUAGAUUGCACAGCACAGUUCAGUACAUAUUACCUACAAUUGACCACUAAAUGGUAACACCCGAAUACGUUUUUCAACCUGUUUAAGUCGGAGUCCACGUUAAUCGAUUCAUGGUAGUGACAUAUAAUGUAAGUAAGAAUGUGUUUGUUACCAUUAAAUGUUGUCAGCGUGUCAUUCCAUUUUUAAGGUGACAUGUUUGGUACACUUGGCAACGCCUUCGUCUGUUUCCCUCACAUACACGAUAUCAGAAAUAAAACAUUAUAUCAAAAACAAAACAAUAUCGAGAAGAAAACAGUUGAUAAAAUAACCCAGUAUUUAUAUGUCGCCUUUCUCUUUGUGGUCAGUGUUUCAAGGUCGCAUCGUCAGCGUUGGAGCAUCUUGUGUGUGUUUGCAAGCACGCGUGCGCGUCUGCACUGACUGACGCGGGAAUGUGGAUGAGCCUUGCCCAGCGUGUGCGUGUUAGUACGUGUGUGUGAGUGUGUGUGCGAGUAUGUGUGUGCGCGUGCUUGUGUGAGUGUGCGUUCCCCUCCCUGUGAGGGAAUGCUGCCCUUCCAAAGAAGACUACAGAGAUGUAUGAUCAGCCUGUACUGGCCUAUCAGGUCCAGCCCGCAAUGAGUCAGCUUGUAAUUGUUGUGUUGUUAGCAGGGGUGGGUAGUAACGCGCUACAUUUACUCCGUUACAUCUACUUGAGUAACUUUUGGGAUAAAUUGUACUUCUAAGAGUAGUUUUUAUGCAACAUACUUUUACUUUUACUUGAGUAUAUUUAUAAAGAAGAAACGCUACUUUUACUCCGCUCCAUUUAUCUACAAUCAGCUCGUUACUCGUUACUUUUUUUUUUUAUCGAUCUGUUAAUGCACGCUUUGUUUGUUUUGAUUUUGUCGGACACGCAUUCAAAGUAGGAACUACGCAUGCCCGCGUUUCACCAAUCAAAUGCAGUCACUGGUGACGUUGGACCAAUAAAACAGAGCCAGGUGGUCACGUGACCGUAACAUGUUGAAAAACUUAUUGGGGUGUUACCAUUUAGUGGUCAAUUGUGCGGAAUAUGUACUGCACUGUGCAAUCUACUAAUAAAAGUUUCGAUCAAUCAAUCAAAAGUGUAAAGGAAAAAAGACACUUUCAAUCAACCCUUCUUCGAUUACGCUUGCGCCUCCUGGUACCCCAGCACCUCCAAAACCCUCAAAUCUAGACUCCAAACAUCCCAGAAUAAGCUAAUCCGGUUACUUUUAGACCUCCACCCCAGAUCACACCUCAAUCCAACCCACUUCUCCGAAGUGGGCUGGCUCAGGGUGGAGGACAGAGUAAAACAACUUGCACUGAGCCUAGUCUAUAAAAUCCGCUACACCUCCUUGAUACCGAAGUACAUGUCAAAUUACUUCCUUAACGUAAAUGACCGCCAUAACCACAACACCAGGGGGAGCUCCACAAACCACGUUAAACCCAGAUUUCGAUCUAACAAAGGUCUUAACUCAUUCUCUUUCUAUGCCACAUCAAUGUGGAAUGCACUCCCAACAGGUAUAAAAGUAAGUGCAUCUCUAUAUUCCUUCAAAACCGCUCUAAAACAACACCUCCAGGCAACUUCAACACUUUACUAAUACCCUCCUCCAUUCACAUCCCAUCUCCCCGGAUUAUAAACAACUCAAAUGUACUUCUAAUGUAUAUACUUGUUCUUAUGCUAUCUGAACUCACUAUGUUCUCUGCUGGCUGUACAUAUCCUACUAAAUAAGACCUACACUGUUUCAAUGUCCACAUUUCUCUGUUGAUGCAAUUGUUGAUGACUGAAGUUCUGAUAUCAACCAAAGCUCCUCAUCCCACCCCCCGGAUUGUAAAUAAUGUAAAUAAUUAAAUGUACAUACUAUGAUGAUUAACUUGUGUGAUGACUGUAUUAUGCUGAUAGUAUAUAUUUGUACCAUGAAUUGAUUAACGUGGACCCCGACUUAAACAAGUUGAAAAACUUAUUCGGGUGUUACCAUUUAGUGGUCAAUUGUACGGAAUAUGUACUGUACUGUGCUAUCUACUAAUAAAAGUAUCAAUCAAUCAA
Nerophis ophidion (straightnose pipefish) is the source of this 6502-nucleotide messenger RNA. RefSeq names its product erythrocyte membrane protein band 4.1 like 4B (gene epb41l4b). The transcript has 23 exons. Gene Ontology annotation, molecular function: cytoskeletal protein binding. Lineage: Eukaryota; Metazoa; Chordata; Actinopteri; Syngnathiformes; Syngnathidae. The record is from RefSeq and is a predicted model, not a curated record. Gene Ontology annotation, cellular component: cytoskeleton. The coding region runs from base 500 to 2830 and encodes 776 amino acids.